Prunus dulcis (almond) is the source of this 1892-nucleotide messenger RNA. RefSeq names its product WD repeat-containing protein 13. Gene Ontology annotation, cellular component: nucleus. The coding region runs from base 47 to 1792 and encodes 581 amino acids. The record is from RefSeq and is a predicted model, not a curated record. The transcript has 11 exons. Gene Ontology annotation, molecular function: promoter-specific chromatin binding; protein binding. Lineage: Eukaryota; Viridiplantae; Streptophyta; Magnoliopsida; Rosales; Rosaceae.
CACGUAGCCAAAGCUAAAUCCAAAGCCAGAACACAAAACAACCCAGAUGGCGGAAGAGAAGGCCGGUAAUGGCGAUGGCGGUGAUGGUUGUGCUCCAGAAGAGGAGGAGAAGAAGAUUGGUCUUGCCAAUGGUGAUGGUGGUGCUCCACCAGAGAAGGAGAAGAAGAAGAAGAACGCAGAUCCACAGCUGUUGAUCUGCUUGCUUCAGCCUGCUCCCGCCGACUCCGAUCCCGACUACAUCGGCAUUCGUCGCCUUCUUCUCUCUCGCAAGCCCCAGUCUCCAUUUCAACGCCGCCUUGAUUGGAGAUGCAAUGGAAAAGGGUACGUUGCGUUUCGAAAUUACAUCCGGAGGCCGAGGAAUUGGGAAAAUAUGCAAACUCCGAGCCUCCAAACCACUCCCGGAAACAGUGGGCGAUGGGUUCCACCUCCAAGUCCACGGUCUCUUUUGUAUGAUGUCGAAAGCUGGAGCCCUGGCAGGGACGUCCAAAGUGGCAGUCAACCUUCGCCUCGCAGAAGUUUUGGCUCAAGUACUAGUGAUAAUGACCGCCCACGUAAUCGGCGGGCUGAACCUGCAUACUCGUUUGUAGGAAUGCAUUGCAUCUUUGAUCAGUGCAAAGCCUCUGUUACGGUUUUGAAGUUUGGGCACAUGAGUUCUGAUCUGCUUGCAUAUGGAGCAUCAGAUGGAACCUUGACAGUAUGCACUGUCUCUGAUCCACCAUCAGUCCUCAAGCAUCUGGAUGGUCACUCCAAAGAUGUUACAGACUUUGAUUUCUCAUCAAACAAUCAGUACAUUGCAUCCUCAUCAAUGGAUAAAACUGUGCGAGUAUGGGAGAUUUCAAAAGGCCUUUGCAUUCGAGUAAUAUAUGGAGUUUCUUCGCAAUUGUGUAUUCGUUUUCACCCUGUAAAUAACAACUUCCUUUCAGUUGGCAAUGCAGACAAAGAAGUUACGGUUUUCAAUUUCAGCACAGGGAGGAUCAUUCAUAAAAUAUUUUUUGACAGUGAGGUUACUUCCAUGGACUAUGCUCACACUGGACAGCUCAUGUUCUGUGGGGAUGCGACGGGGUGUAUCUAUUCAGUAAGUAUGAAUUCUCACACAGGAGUAUUAUCCCGCUCUCAUCGCCAUCGAAGUAGCAUCAGGCGCAAAUCUGCAGUCACAACUGUGCAGUACCGAAGUUUUUCUCUGUUGGCUCGGGGCCCUGUGUUGCUGACAUGUACUCAAGAUGGAAGUUUGUCUUUCUUCAGUGUUGCUCUGGAAAUACAGGGUUAUUUGACUCUCCGCUGCUCACUCAAAUUAAAUCCACGGAUAUACAGCAUCCGGGCUUCUUUCUGCCCUCUGCUUUCCCUUGAAAAAGGAGAAUAUAUAGUUGCCGGAAGUGAGGAUUCAAAUGUGUAUUUCUAUGAUUUAACUCGGCCAAAGCAUACAUGUGUAAACAAGCUACAGGUUCAUCUUAUUCAUACACAUGGCUUUAAUGGUUUCCUAGUCGCAAAUUGGACCCAAAUGACCAAAAUAUAUGUGACUGCAGGGUCAUCGAUUUCCAGUUAUCGGUGUUGCUUGGAACCAUGGAGAGAACUUGUUAGCGUCAUCCGAUUUCUAUGGUACGGUUAUUGUAUGGAAGAGAUCGAAGACAGGCUAAAACAAACAUAUACAGAGAGAUACAAGUUUCAGUUCACACGUGCAGACUGCUUAAUUCUUCCAUUUUUUUCGCCCCGAAAUUGUCUCACUAGAAAGUCUUGUAUACUGUAUUAUAAACUGUACCAAGCAGAUAAGAAUAGGGUGACAUUACUUGUAUAAGUGUUUGUAUCCAUUGCCAAUUUUAUAUCAAGUCACCAAAUUUUUUGAAUCGAGACACCAAUGCAAAUGAGAUGGUACGUUUCGUGCCAUAAACUCUGAA